Messenger RNA from Dicrocoelium dendriticum, 1706 nucleotides. NCBI's taxonomy places the organism in Eukaryota, Metazoa, Platyhelminthes, Trematoda, Plagiorchiida, Dicrocoeliidae. The record is from the annotation of a GenBank genome assembly.
GCUUCCACAGAUUCUGCACGAGGUCGUGUCACAUUCUACUAUUUGCCUCAUGUCCCAUGAACGGCAGCAAACCCUGUGUCUUAUCCGCAUGUUCUUACAAGGAGUAUUGUCCAAAGAGGAGCAACAGCAGUCGGUUGUUCAUUUGGAUGCAUUCUGUUCUGAACAUUGGACUCUCGACUCAAUAUUCUAUGGCACAACAUACUUUCCAAAGCAAUUUCUAAUGCUUCCUAGUGCAGCCCCAGUUUGCUCUACGGCAGCUGAGCUACAAUGUGGCCUUUCUGAUACGGCGUCCGCAACACCAACACAAGAUGAUGGUCAACUGACUGAUCAACUUCCCUCAGCCAUUACUGCACCGGACAACUCCAGCGAUGUAGAUGCGUCCAGUAACCACUCUUGUGAACCAAAUGGAGGUAAUAGUGGGAUCAGUAUGGAGGAAAUUUCGCUGUCUACAAAGCAAUCCGAUAUGCGAUCAGUUGAGGCGAGCAAGAAUGCACCCCAGUCGAAAAAGCCUGCCAGUCGUGCAAACCGGAUAUCGAUCUGUCAGACGUUAAGUGAUGUCGAAGAGGAGGAUAGUGGGCUUGAACCCAAAGUGACAAAGGAUGACUGUCACGAUAACGAUGCUACGACAGCCACAUAUGAGGAGAAUAUUCCGAGGAAGAAUGAACACAGUCCCAAAACAUUCCCGCCUACAGUGGACUCUGCAACCCCCGUAAAUUACGCAGACCAACCAGCCGAAUCUAGAGACCAAGUUAAUCAGACAGAGCGGAUCACCGAAUCCACUAACAUGAUUCAAACUUGUCCACAGGCAAACUUCACCAACAAAGUGUAUUGUUUGCCUCAAAUGGUCACAUAUUUUCCCACUCCAGACUACGCUGUUGCUUCUCCCGCUGUGUGUGAUUCUACAGUUGAGUCCACAGUCAUUGAAAGUUCAAAAGCUUCCACCUUACCAUCUGCAUACACAUCUGCAUACGGUGACGUCCUCAGCUCGAACGCCGACAUUUCUCCAUGUCACGCAGGUAUUCUGCUACCUUCAAUGGACCUCAGCGGAACGAUGGAGAUGAAUCACUACGUUGGAGUGCCGUGUUCCGAUACUCAGCUAGCGUACGCCAGCUAUGUGUCAGCCACAACUGCUAACAGGUCCGACCCGAUUUGUGCCCCCUCGUCGGUUCCCACACGGGUACCAUUCUAUUACUUUGAGCAGGAGCCAAAUUAUUUUGUAUAUCCUCAUCAUAUGGCUCAGCCUACUCCGGGCGUUCUGGUGGCCUAUCCAAUAUGAAACGCUCUCCAUAUGCAUGAUACACCUGAACUAGCCGAUUUACAAACAUCCUGUCUUUCAUUCCUCCUGAAUGAACGUUUCGAAGCCAGCUUGUUCUUGUCUACGGCACCUGUCCGUCAGCGUAUCCCAAUCUUCAUCAACCCCAUCAGUUGUAUUUUUUGUCGUAUUCAAACUUUGUGUUUAACCACAGUCAGCUUCCAUCAUUCUCUUUUCUCCUCCUCCGUGAUAUUCCCGUUUUGAUGUGUUUACGUGUGUACUCACCCCAUCAUCCACCUCCCUGCAAGUCAAAUGGGAUUCAAGAAAUCUUCCGUAACUCAACCCUCAGACCUACUUGUAAGUGACCUGGAACAGUUUGCUUUCAUUCGUUUUCGUGCUCCGUUCUCUCCAUGUUUUGUCCUGUGCCAAGUCGAUAUACUUUCUAUUUUCACAA